Messenger RNA from Mesocricetus auratus (golden hamster), 4959 nucleotides. RefSeq names its product alpha glucosidase (gene Gaa). Gene Ontology annotation, cellular component: lysosomal membrane. The transcript is spliced from 20 exons. Gene Ontology annotation, biological process: glycogen catabolic process; lysosome organization. The record is from RefSeq and is a predicted model, not a curated record. Gene Ontology annotation, molecular function: alpha-1,4-glucosidase activity; carbohydrate binding. Bases 192 to 3041 code for a protein of 949 amino acids. Lineage: Eukaryota; Metazoa; Chordata; Mammalia; Rodentia; Cricetidae.
CAGGUGAGCUGGGCUUGCUGGUGGAGGCUGUCGCCGGCCCGAGGGCCUCCCUCCGGAGGAGCGGCCUCCUUCAGGCAGGCGGGGCCGACUGUCAGUGAGUUCGCGUUUGGGAGAAUCGAGCAGAGACACCGAGAUAGGCCUCCAGGACUGCUCAUACUGCCCCGGGCCAACGGGCUUUCAUCACAGAGAACAUGAGGAAGCCACCCUGCUCCAACUCCGCCAUUGGGGCCUGCGCCCUCAUCUCCUUGAUGUCUGCUGUCAUUCUGGGUCAUCUCAUGCUCCGUGACUUACUGCUGUUUCCCCAAGAUCUUCCUGAGUCCUCUCCAGGACUGCGGAAGGCUUUUAGACCUCACCAUCGGGAAGGUUACCGGCCAGGGCCCCAGCACACCCAGGAGCACCCUGACCAGCCCGCGGCGGUGCCCACACAGUGCGACGUGCCCCCCAACAGCCGCUUUGACUGUGCCCCAGACAAGGGCAUCUCCCAGGAGCAGUGUGAGGCGCGUGGCUGUUGCUAUGUCCCGGCAGGGCAGGGGCUGACGGGGCAACCCUGGUGUUUCUUCCCUCCCAGCUACCCAAGCUACCGGCUGGAGAACUUGAGCUCCACGGAGAUGGGGUAUACAGCCACCCUGACCCGUGCCAGCCCAACCUUCUUCCCAAAAGAUGUGCUGAGCUUACAGCUAGAUGUGCUGAUGGAGACCGAGAGCCGCCUUCACUUUAUGAUCAAAGACCCCACUAAUAAGCGCUACGAAGUGCCCGUGGAGACCCCUCGUGUCCUGAGCAGGGCGCCGUCCCCACUCUAUAGUGUGGAAUUCUCAGAGGAGCCCUUUGGAGUGAUUGUCCGCAGGAAGCUGGAUGGCCGGGUGCUGCUGAACACGACCGUGGCCCCGCUGUUCUUUGCUGACCAGUUCCUGCAGCUGUCCACGUCACUGCCCUCCCGGCACCUCACAGGGCUCGCUGAGCACUUGAGCCCGCUCAUGCUCAGCACCGAGUGGACUCGGGUCACCCUCUGGAACCGGGACGUGCCACCCUCGCCAGGGACCAACCUCUACGGGUCACACCCUUUCUACCUGGCGCUGGAGGACGGUGGCUUGGCUCACGGUGUCUUCCUGCUGAACAGCAAUGCCAUGGAUGUGAUCCUGCAGCCCAGCCCAGCCCUAACCUGGAGGUCUACAGGUGGGAUCUUGGAUGUGUAUGUGUUCCUAGGCCCAGAGCCCAAGAGCGUUGUGCAGCAGUACCUGGAAGUUGUAGGGUACCCCUUCAUGCCGCCAUACUGGGGCCUGGGCUUCCACCUCUGCCGCUGGGGCUACUCCUCCACGGCCACCGUCCGCCAGGUGGUGGAGAACAUGACCAGAGCGCACUUCCCCCUGGAUGUGCAGUGGAAUGACCUGGACUACAUGGACGCCCGCAGGGACUUUACCUUCACGCAGGACGGCUUUGCAGACUUCCCAGACAUGGUGCGAGAGCUCCACCAGGGCGGCCGGCGGUACAUAAUGAUAGUGGACCCUGCCAUCAGCAGUUCAGGCCCUGCCGGGAGUUACAGGCCCUAUGACGAGGGCCUUCGGAGGGGCGUGUUCAUCACCAACGAGACUGGGCAGCCAGUGAUCGGGAAGGUAUGGCCGGGAUCUAGCGUCUUCCCGGAUUUCACCAACCCUGAGACCGUUGACUGGUGGAAGGACAUGGUCUCUGAGUUCCACGCCCAGGUGCCCUUCGAUGGAAUGUGGAUUGACAUGAACGAACCGUCCAACUUCCUUAGAGGCUCUCAGUGGGGCUGCCCUGACAACGAACUGGAGAACCCGCCCUAUGUGCCCGGGGUGGUUGGCGGGGCCUUGCAGGCUGCCACCAUCUGCGCCUCCAGUCACCAGUUCCUCUCCACACACUACAACCUCCACAACCUGUACGGCCUGACCCAAGCCAUCGCCUCCAACAGGGCCCUCGUGAAGACCCGGGGAACACGACCCUUCGUGAUCUCCCGCUCGACCUUCGCUGGCCAUGGCCGAUACGCUGGCCACUGGACGGGGGACAUGUGGAGCUCCUGGGAGCACCUUUCUUACUCUGUGCCGGAAAUCCUGCAGUUCAACCUGGUGGGCGUGCCCUUGAUUGGGGCAGACAUCUGUGGCUUCCUGGGAGACACAUUUGAGGAGCUGUGUGUACGAUGGACCCAGCUGGGGGCCUUCUACCCCUUCAUGCGGAAUCACAAUGACUACAGAAGCAAGCCUCAGGAGCCCUACAGGUUCAGCGAGACCGCACAGCAGGCCAUGAGGAAGGCCUUCAUUUUGCGCUAUGCCCUUCUGCCCUAUCUGUACACUCUCUUCCAUGGAGCCCAUGUCCGAGGGGACACAGUGGCCCGGCCCCUCUUCCUGGAGUUCCCUGAGGAUCCCAGCACCUGGUCAGUGGACCGCCAGCUCUUGUGGGGUUCAGCCCUGCUCAUCACGCCGGUGCUGGAGCCUGGGAAAACGGAAGUGACUGGCUACUUCCCCGAGGGCACGUGGUAUAACCUGCAGAUGGUGUCUGUGGAGGGUCUCGGCAGCCUCCCGUCUCCUCCGUCAUCUCCGCCAUCACCCCUCGGGUCUGUUGUGCACAGCACUGGGCAGUGGUUGACGCUGGAAGCCCCCCUGGAUACCAUCAAUGUGCACCUGAGGGCAGGCUACAUCAUACCGCUGCAGGGCCCCAGCCUCACAACCACAGAAUCCCGAAAGCAGCCCAUGGCCCUGGCUGUGGCAUUAACGGCAAGUGGCGAGGCUCGUGGGGAGCUGUUCUGGGAUGACGGGGAGAGCCUUGAUGUCCUGGAGCGUGGGGCCUACACACUGGUCACCUUCUCGGCCAAGAACAAUACCAUUGUGAAUGAGCUAGUACACGUGACCAAGGAGGGGGCUGGCCUACAGCUGAGGAAGGUGACCGUCUUGGGAGUAGCCACAGCCCCUGCACAAGUCCUUUCCAAUGGUGUCCCUGUCUCCAAUUUCACCUAUAGCCCUGACAGCAAGACCCUGGCCAUCCCUGUCUCACUGCUCAUGGGAGAACAGUUUCAGAUUGACUGGUCCUAGCAGGGCACACCUGGUUUACAGAAGCCUCUCGGCGAGGCUGUGCACAAGCUUUGGGUGGUGGCGUCUGUAAGGACCUGAGACCUAUCCUGACACACCCUUGAGUUUUCCCACUAUGUUGCUGCUUCUGCCCUUGAGGUACUGUUAGGAGUGAGGCUUGCUCCCCUCUCUGUCCCCAGCUGUCUGUCCCUGACACUAAAGAAUGUGAAGCUCAGCUUGGGGACACCGUGCCAACAUCAGUCCACACAACCACUGCAACUGUGACCCCAUAGAGACAGGGUUGGUGGUGUCAUUGGGUUUACAGGACUUGAGAAACUUAUGCGAAGUGCACUUACUUUAAAUAAAAAGGACAUUUGGAACCAGCUCUCAUAUCACCUCAUGUCUUCAUGUCACUCACCCUCAUGUCACCCUCAUCCCUCAGCCACCCUCGUGUCCCUGUAUCAUCUUCAGAUGCCCAGCAUUACCUCUCCUUCCCAUCACCUCAGGCUUGUGUGUCACCCGAGUUAGCAAGAGAGCAUCCUGCUGCAGCUGCUCAGGGAGGUGUUGGUGGAGACAUGCCAGGGCAGUGAGGGCAAAGCCAGGAAAGGGCUUCCCGGAGCGGGGCCUGAGGUCUUUCCCCGAGGUCUGUCCCCAGGAAUUCAGGCCUAGGCUCCCUGGCACGCCUGGAGCAAAGGAAGGCGUUUUAUGUCUGCCAUGAACUGGCAUGUGUCACUCAUUCCAAAUUUGUCACCAGGGUGAUGGGCUGAGAGGGUCAGCAGCCCAACCCACUGCUCUGACCUCCAGAAAACCAAGCACCAAAAGCACGGGGACUCUGGGAGCCCCUGCCUUACUGGAUCACUGUGUGCGGGAGUCCCUUCCAGCUGGGUCACCUUGCCUGCUGGGAGCCUCUCCUGGAUGUGGAAGGAGGGGGAGGUUCCACAGUGGUCACAGCAGGUUCUGCCCCAUCCCUCCUCCUUGCCUUAGCGUGGGUACAAGGAAACAGAUGCAUUGGACUGAUCCUGUUAGAGUCUCUCUGCCUAUGGUGCGGAUCCCGGUUUCCGCACCAACUGGAAGGGCUGAGAGGCAUAGGCAGGCUCCCCAGGUCUCCAGAGAAAACAGAAGGGAGGGAGCAGAGGGAACUGGUGCCUCCCCCCAGGGCAACUCCUGCAGCUCAAGUCACCACAGGCAUGUGGCCCCUGGAUCCCUGCCAGCCCUUACCCAAGAAGCUGUCAGCCCUUUAUAGCCUUGGGCUGCUGUUACAGGGCCUGGCCCUGCUUAGCCUGUCCCGAGCCCUGGAUGGGAAGCUUUUCUGGAAGGGACAGGGUAGAGGUGGAGUGGGCUAGUCCCGUUGGCUCAGUGACCAACGCUGCAUGAUCAGUGAGACACGGGCAGUCCAUCUGGAGCAGAGAUGAGCAGUGAGACACGGGCAAUCUUCUGGAGUAGAGAUGAGCAAAUCCCGGGACUGCCACCUGGUCCCGAUGUGGGAGGCAGCCAGGGACUUCCUUCUUUCCCCUCCCAGCUGUUGUCAGUGCAGAUCAAGCGAGUGAUAAGAAGAUCUUAACCCUGUCAGAAAUCAGUCAAAAGCUGGCUUUUUGUCCAUGCAGUUUACAUCUCCUAGAAAGUUCAUCUGUCAUCCAGCAUCCGUUUCAUCCGCGUGACAGUGUCUUUCUUGACGUGCAUGGUUUUACUGUUUCCUCGUCCCUACAUUACUUCCUAGAGGGGAGCUCAUUAAGGUUCCAGAAUCUCCUGAAACACAGGGUUCGCAAAGCUAUGUGGCAGUAAUGGCUACCAGAUAGGAAACCCCCCAACGGGCUGGGCUGGCUUCAUCUGUAGUCCAGGGACACCGCUCUCUGCAUGCUGGGGCGGGCUUCUCCGUAAUACAGCUGCCUUCAAGUCUUCUACUCUGUCCUAACGCCAAUAAACUCGCUGCUCUGCUAAGCUA